Molecule: messenger RNA, 405 nt
Organism: Mandrillus leucophaeus (drill)
Lineage: Eukaryota; Metazoa; Chordata; Mammalia; Primates; Cercopithecidae
Product: bromodomain and WD repeat-containing protein 1-like
Exons: 2
Coding region: 73-405 (110 amino acids)
Biological process (GO): regulation of cell shape; cytoskeleton organization; regulation of transcription by RNA polymerase II
Cellular component (GO): nucleus
Source: RefSeq, a predicted model, not a curated record
CCGGUCAGACCUCGGCGGGGCCUGCAAGCUUCGCUGGAUCACUCGCUCCCGCCUCCCGCCCGGUGCCCGGCCAUGGCAGAGCCCUUGUCCGCCCAGCGCCCAGUGCCUCUCGCGGACUCGGGGCUGUGCUUCCUCAUCGCCCGGUACCUAUCGGCGGGCUCGUGUAGGAGAGCGGCCCAGGUGCUGGUGCAGGAGCUGGAGCAAUGCCAGUUGCUGCGGAAGAGGCUGGACUGGGAGGGCAACGAGCACAACAGGAACCACGAGGAAUUCGUCUUGUCCAGUAAGCAUGUGGCUCCUGAUCAUCUAUUGCAAAUCUGCCAAAGGAAACAGAAAAAAAAAAAAAAAGAAAUUCCACCCCGUAUUUCAAGAGUCGCUUCUUUGUUUGGUGCAGGAAGGCAGCCUUAG